CAUGGUCAUUCCAAGAAGUUUACACUUGGUUGACAACCGGAGUUUCCUUAUUAGUUUUAACUGAGGACGUAUCGGCGUUCAACUGCAUAUAAAUAGAACAUCGCCAUGAAUUCAUUACCAGAAAGGUUUAACAUGUAUGCUUUGUAUGGAAUAUGCAUAUUGUAUAUGACUUUCUGGAUGAUGGAUGCAUGCAUAUCGAUGAAAAAAUAUGGAAUCGAAAGGAAAUUUUCUUUGAAAAAUCCUAAUUCAGCGAGCACAAAUUUCUCGAUCACGCGUGUUAGCAUGCUUACAGGUGCACACUCAAGCAUGAUGCCGUCUGAGUCGAGAAAAGUCUGCAAAAUCAAACCUAUUUAUAAUUGUAUGGAUUCAUCAAUGGAAGAGAAAGUGCUUGCUACGAUCAGAAGGGACACCCCUACUUGCUUGUUUUGUGAUAUAGGACCAGAAGACUAUUGGAAUUUUCACGACUUACGGAAUUUUUUGCAGAAUCAGCCCGGGAAUGAAAGUUACGCCAUAACGAUUCGGUGUCACAAAGGAGGGAAUAUCACGCUUCAGUGGCCAAUGCGUGCAAAAGGACUGACUUAUAUUUCCGUUAGGAACUGCCUUCUUGUGAACUACACUGAGGAUUAUUUAGAUGAAUCCAUUAACCAUUUCCAAGAUACUUUAGUAUAUUACAGUAUGAUCAAUUGUGUGAUAUAUAUAGACGUCAUCCAUUUCAUGAAUGUCACUAACAACGUGAAGCAAAUGACUAAGGCGGCGAAAUGUGGACCUGAAAAAUACCUCAUCGCCGCUAUAAAUAGAAACAUGUCUUAUCAAUUUAAGACUAUCUCCGAAGAUUUAAUGGAUGAGGUCAGUUCCAAUUUAUCAAGCCAUACAGCUCGGAAUUAUCAGAGAGGAGUAUCGGUGUCACCAAUCACAUGUAACUACACAAAACUGUUGUCAAUUGACCAAAGUAAAGCUAAACAUCUUGGGUCCAAGCAUGAUAGCGUUUUACUUCAAAAUUCGGACUAUCCCGUUCUACGUCUGUUAAAUCUGUCCGGGACAAUGCUGACAGAUCUUCCGGAACAUUUGGACGAUUGGAGAUUGUAUAUUCCUCGACUCAAAUGCUUAGAUUUAACGUAUAAUUUGAUAAAAGAAUUCAAAACAGUAAAGGAUUAUGGGAUUGGCAGUGAGGAUUCAAGUGUGGGACUCCUUGAUUUAAGACAUAAUGCUAUAACAAGUGUCACUCUUAAUGAACUUACCAUAUUGCAGGAUCACCAGUUUGUAAAAGUUGAUAUAAGAAAGAACCCGUUUAUUUGUGAUUGUGGUAUGGCAGAUUUUGUUAAAUAUUUCCGGCAAUCAACACCUGUCACAAAAUUUGGAGUUGCAGGUCAGUAUAAAUAUUUGCUAUCUUUGAAGUGUGAGAGACCACAGUCACUCAAAGGCAGGGUAAUUGUGGAUUUAGAUCUGGAGGAACUUGGAUGUAGUACCGCCAAAACAACAGAUGAGGGAUUAUAUUUGAUUGUCCUACUAGGCGUUAUAACUGGUAUUCUCGUGAUUUACAUAUUGUUAACGAUGCCGGAACAACUUGACAUGAUCCUUGUAUUAUUUAAGAGAUUGAAACAGCUAUGUUAUAGGCCGAGACGUCAGGAUGAACAGGAAAGGGAGUCUAACAUGAUUGCUUUAGAAACUUCAUUAACUUAGAAAUAGGGACUUUAAAUCAAAUCAUUCAAUUAUGUUCAUGAAAUUAAUGUUAACAUGCAACGGACAGAAAUAUACGGCGGUGUAUUCAACAAAAUGUUUUUGUUUACCGAUUAUAUUUGUAAAUAAUUUAUUUCCAUUGUUUGUAUAGAGAAUGCAGCUUUCUGAUUGGU
This is a messenger RNA of Pecten maximus, 1850 nucleotides long. RefSeq lists its product as uncharacterized. Lineage: Eukaryota; Metazoa; Mollusca; Bivalvia; Pectinida; Pectinidae. The transcript has a single exon. The coding region runs from base 106 to 1680 and encodes 524 amino acids. Gene Ontology annotation, cellular component: membrane. The record is from RefSeq and is a predicted model, not a curated record.